AAUAUGAUAUUGCACAAAAAACUCUUAAUAAAGAAUAUUGUGAAAUGAACAAAAGGAUCACAGAGCAUGACAAAGCUGUUACUGAAGGAUUUGCAAAGACAGAUAUUACUUUACAGAUGAUCCAUGAUUCUGAAGCAGAUGUGGAGGUUGCAAAAAUCAACUGUGAAAAAGCUAGAGAGAAAUUAGCUCAACUAAAACUGAAGUUAAGAGAGAAAGAAAAAGAGGGGAUGGCAGAAGAGGAUUUGCCUGGCAUAAAGGUGAACAUCAAGGAGUUAGACGAUGUGCUCCUCAGGGAUGUAGGCAAUAAAAUCAAAGAAUCUGGCAAGUGGCCUUUGUUGAUUGACCCCUCAUCUCAGGCGGCGACGUUCCUGAGAUACAGGGACACCAACUACUUGAAUGCCUUGAAUCCUGCACAGAUGGAACCUGAAAAAGUCAGGCUAGCAGUUCUUGGUUCAGUCAGGUACGGGAAGUCUCUUGUCCUGGACAUGAUGGAGGUAGAUAUGUUUGACACUGUAUCUGACAGAUUUGAUGAAGUACACAAAGGCCUGAUGAAUAUGAUCAUGGACAAAAGUCUACUGAAGGAUGAGGCAUACACAUGCCUGCUGAGGAAAGGUGAUCCCCAAGAAUAUGACAAGAAUAAAUUUAUAGAAAAUAGAGUGCAGAACUUCAAGUUUGUGAUUAUUACAAAGAACCCUCUUCCACCAGCUGAACUCUUAGAGAAAACAUAUGCAAUAAGAAUACACAUCAAUACCAUGUGAUACGUGCAGAAUUGUUGACUCAUUUUUUGUGAAAAAUAAGAUUUUAAUAAGGCCAGACAAAAUUUAUAAGAUGGUUUAUGAAUAUGGCCAAUCCUAAUUUUGAGGAAAUGUAAUGCACCUGACCUUCAAAUUUAACUGCUUUGCCAGUUAAACAUCAUAUUUUUUAAAAAAUAAAAAUAAGCUCUUUCUAUCGACCCUAUAUUUGUAGACUACUGUAGUUUGUGUCCUAUGUACAGAAAGUUGUCCCAGGUUAACAAAGUUUGUACAUGGCUUAAGCAUCCCUCUCUUAACAAAAGAUCAAAAUUUUAACCUGUAAGACUAAGACUGGUUUUUCAUACUUAGAUCGAUCCAUCUGGAUUGACCUAACUCCCUGGGGGUUCCCGCUAAAUUGCUAUCAGCU
Messenger RNA from Lingula anatina, 1158 nucleotides. RefSeq names its product IQ motif and ankyrin repeat domain-containing protein 1. NCBI's taxonomy places the organism in Eukaryota, Metazoa, Brachiopoda, Lingulata, Lingulida, Lingulidae. Gene Ontology annotation, molecular function: protein binding. The record is from RefSeq and is a predicted model, not a curated record.